AGAUAAAAUCCACUGCUUCAGGCAGAAGACUGGGCAGUGUCUUGUCUUGGCCUCACUGUAACGAUGCAAACCCUUGAUGAAGUGGACCUCUGUUUCCCACAACUUCUCAAUGCCUCUUGCAGGAAGAGGGCAUUGCCUCCGGCUGUGUCCAUGAUCGCUUGCAUCAUGCUGACGUUUAUUGGUCUGCUCACUGUGAUGCUCAACCUCAUCGUCAUUGUCUCCAUCUCCCACUUCAGGAAGCUCCACACCCCCACCAAUAUCCUUCUCCUUUCUCUGGGUAUCUCAGAUUUUCUCGUGGGCUUCCUUAUUUUCAUUCAAACCUCGGUGAUAGAUGGUUGUUGGUUCCUCGGUGACUUCAUGUGUCUUCUGUAUCAUGUGCUGAUGUACAUCAUAGCCUCUUCCUCGAUAGGAACCAUGGUCCUCAUAUCAGUCGAUCGCUAUGUGGCUAUUUGUGACCCAAUGCAUUACCGAACCAAAGUCUCUGAAAAAAGAGUUAAGAUGUGUGUUUGUGCUUGUUGGGGGUGUGCGACCCUCUGUCACUGUGUGCUGCUGAGGCACAACCUGAAACACCCAGGCAGCCUGAAUUCCUGCAUCGGAGAGUGUGUCAUUCUAAUCAAUAACAUCUCUUCAGUCAUAGACAUGACUGUGUCCUUUAUAGGUCCUGUCAUUGUCGUCGUCGUCCUUUAUCUCAGAGUCUUUGUCGUGGUCAUCGUUCAGGUCCGUGCCAUGCGAUUGCGCACGGCAGCUGAUCCUCAACAGAGCUCAGUCAAAGUAAAGAAAUCAGAAAUGAAAGCGGCGCGGACUCUCGGCGUUGUUAUUGUUGCGUUUUUAUUAUGCAUCUGCCCGUUUUAUAGUGUUACGGUAACAGGCAAGGACACCCUGCUCAGUGCAUACAAUGAUGCAUUUAUUAUACUUAUGGUCUACUUUAACUCCUGUUUAAACCCACUGAUAUAUGCCUUUUUCUAUCCUUGGUUUAGAAAAUCUAUCAAACUAAUUUUUACACUACAAAUACUGAAGCCUGGCUCUUCAGACUUCAAAUUAAUGUAAAGACAACGGUGCUGAUGAGUAGUUUUUCAUAAUGUAGGGAUCCUACAGACCAAUAGAGAAACCCAGUGAACAGAGUAAAGCCUAGUCAUAAACUAACUUUAAACUGUCUGCUUUGGUGGACUUUAGAAUCUCUUCUAUGCCUUGACCCUGAGUUUGGAAGUUUGCGCAUAGUGCUGCAUGCAACAUCCCAGCCAUGUGCAAGUACAACACGUGGGAAAACUGAAAACCUGAUGUCUUUUAUUGCCUAUAAUGCAUCAUAUAUGUCACAUAUUGUGUCCAGAAUAUGUUUUACAUAUUGCACAAGUCAAUUCCCACAAGUUUUCUGCCCCUAAAUGUCAAUUUUCCCUUCCUAUUUAUACUUUUAUCAUUGCACUUUAGCUUUUGUAACAUUCUGUACAUGCACCAUGACUCUCUGUGACCAAGCUGUGAUUUAAAUAGUUGUUUUUGUUCUGUUUUUGUUUCUCCAAGAUAUGACUCAGUAAAAUGUGUCAUUGUCAUUGAUAAUCUCUUGUGCAUUUUUAAGGAUGUCUUCUUGAUGAAUUUUGCAAAGCUGGUGUUUGUGCAAAUUAAUAUUAGGACCUAUUAGGUACCUUCAUGCAAGAGCUAAGUGAUAUGGCCUUAAAUUAAUAUCCUGUUUUAUUUAAGUCGAUAGGUGAUAAACUAUGUUGGUAUUUCACACGAAAUGUGCUUUAAAUGUCUAAUUUUCACUUAAUUUUAAACAUUUUGCACAGUACAAUACAUAAAAAUUAUGAUGUGAAUAUAUUAAAUUCAAUGCAGUCACAA
This is a messenger RNA of Solea senegalensis (Senegalese sole), 1830 nucleotides long. RefSeq names its product trace amine-associated receptor 13c-like. Gene Ontology annotation, biological process: cell surface receptor signaling pathway; G protein-coupled receptor signaling pathway. Lineage: Eukaryota; Metazoa; Chordata; Actinopteri; Pleuronectiformes; Soleidae. Gene Ontology annotation, molecular function: trace-amine receptor activity. The record is from RefSeq and is a predicted model, not a curated record. The transcript is spliced from 2 exons. Bases 64 to 1047 code for a protein of 327 amino acids. Gene Ontology annotation, cellular component: membrane.